GAGAACUUCAUCUCGACUGUUGAACUGACAAAACCUUCAUCUCACCUGUUCAUCGGACAAUAUGUUCGAAUUAAUUUACUCUACUAAAUUUAUAUAAAAAAAUUAAUUCUAACAUCUAACCUAGACCGGAACAACGGUAAAUUACUCUUGCGGUUUUUUGAAACGGGCUGAACCGUUGGCCAGGGCUGGCCCGCUCCCGAUUCCGUCUGCCCGUUGGGCUUCACGAUUUUCCGUCUAUCACACGGCCCAAGCCAGCCUCUGUCCCGUGACCCGAUAGUGCUGCAUUGGGCCCACGGCAAGUGCUUACGAUGGCCCAUCGAAGAAAAAUUCCUUGGAAAUAGCACGUCUCCGACUCCAUCCCCGAUGAUGCCGGGGAGCAAAUGGUGGGAGGAUCCGUUCCAUCCACAGGGGCAUGGCCGCCUCCUCCUCCCCCGCAUUCCCGCUUCCUGUUCCUCCCAGACGCGGUCCUCACCUGCUCCGGCCUCGUCUAGCUGCCGAGAUUUGGCCUUGAUACUGCAAAAGAAGCAGUUUUAAGUAUAAAAGACAACGAUGGGGAUAUCCAAGGUGACUGGCAUCGCUGCAACUGCUCUUCUUGUCAUCGCUGCAGCUACUUGGAAAAUGGGCAUGGCAAUUGUUAUGGGACCUCUCCUAGCCACCAGUUCUGUUGCCUGCAUCGUCACUUUUGCUUCUCAUAAUGCCAUCAACCUACCAUGGAUAUUGGGGAAGAACUCUGUGGGGAGAUUUCCGCUCUGGUCAAGUAUAAUAUUUGGUCCUUUCUUGAUGCUUGCUCGGGCAUAUGCAAUCGUGAAGAGAUUCGUGAGGAAGGAGUCUGUGUAUGACAAGAUUGCGGAAGGCCUGUAUCUGGGAGGCUGGCCGUUUCUAUUGAAGCAUUUGCCUCCUGGACGUCCAUCUGUCAUUGAUUGCACUUGUGAACUGCCAAGAAGUUCCUUUGUUCCAGAAGAUGAGUAUCUUUGUCUGGCUACUUGGGACACAAGAGCGCCGUCACCAUACCAAAUUGAACUAGCUGCACGUUGGGCAUGCGAAAAGAGAUCCGAGGGGAAACCGGUUUAUGUCCAUUGUGCAUUUGGUCAUGGAAGAAGCGCAUGUGUCAUGUGUGCAAUUCUAGUAGCGCUGGGCGCCGCUGAAAACUGGAAAGAUGCUGAGAAUAUCAUCCGUGAAAGAAGAAAGAUAAAAAUGAAUGCUCUCCACCGGAAAAACUUGGAAGAGUGGUCCAAACAUCAGGUUUCUCAGAAAAAGGAAAAGUAGUUGUAAGUCAAAACAUUUUCUUUAGCACUGUACCUUUUGUGAUGUUAAAGCCUGUUUGCAACACCAUAAAAUGGCAUAUUUGUUUAGGUCCGGUGUAAGUCUGUAACAUUCCUGAUUUCAAAUAAUUUAGAGUGAAUUGCACAAAACUAUAAGUAUUGUGCCAUUUAUAACUCAAAACUACAAGUAUUGUGCAUCAAUUUCACACAAAACCCGAUUUUAACUAGAUUCAUUCAAAAAAUGGUUUUAUGUUUCUCCAAAAGUUCUAGAACUUUUUUUACGUGUUCUAUAAUCCAUGUGCAACUCAUUUUAAUUAGAUUCACCCAAAAAGUCUGUGUAGAAUUUAAACUAAAAUUCUCUAAAAAAACUACUUUUAUAACUCAUAACAAUUGUUAGGGCCUCAAAUAAAAUCCCAAAAAUAUGAAAAAAAAUCAUUAAUAUUUUUCUUAUAUAAUGAAAUAAUUUCUAAAAUUAUUUCCAGCCCUAGGUUAUAUGGUGAAAAAGCGAGUUCCUUUGUAAGUAUAUAAAUGGAGCAUAUUAUUAAUGAAUGUUUUCAGAUUUUUGGGAUUUUAUUUGAGGCCCUAACAAUUUUUAGGGGUUAUAAAAGUAGCAUUUUUUGGAUAAUUUUUAUUUAAGUUAUACACAGUCUUUUUAGGUGAGUCCAAUUAAAAUGGAUUGCACAUGAAUUAUGGAACACGUACAAAAAUUCUAUGAUUUUUGGAGAAACAUAAGACUAUUUUUUAAGUGAAUGUAAUUAGAAUCGGGUUUCGUGUGAAAUUGGUGCACAAUACAUGUAGUUUUUUAAAAUAAUAUUAUUUUAUUAAAAAAUUGUAAAAAUAAGAGUCACAAAAUUGUAAGAAUAUGUAUCUAUCAGCACUUGGAGUACCGAUAAAGGAUCUGUCGAUACUUCGUAUACCGACAGCCUACGUGGUAGUGGGCCCGUCGGUACGUUGGCAGUGUGUCCGGGGACCUGUCGGCAUUCCGUGUGCCCCGACAGCCUACGUGGUAGUGGGCCCGUCGGUACGUUGGCAGUGUGUCCGGGGACCUGUCGGCAUUCCGUGUGCCGACAGGUCCUAUGUCCCGUAGAUGAUAUUCAAAGAAAAAUUCAUAACUUUUUGUUGGCAGUGUGUCCGGGGACCUGUCGGCAUUCCGCGUGCCGACAGGUCCUAUGUCCCGCAGAUGAUAUUCAAAGAAAAAUUCAUAACUUUUUUAUAUGAUCUUUUAUGGAGAUGAUCUUUAUAUAAAAAUUGUAGCUAUCGACGAGAUCUAUAACUUUGUAGUUGAACAUUUUUUCAUUUGAAUCCGUUUAGAUUCUCAAAAGGUGGUUAGAAGUUCCAGAUCUAGUUUUUCAAAUUUGAAAUUUAUAACCAUUUUUUGGGUGUCUAAACGGGUUCAAAUGGAAAAAUGUUCAACUACAAAGUUAUAGAUCUCGUCGAUAGCUACAAUUUUUAUAUAAAGAUCAUCUUCAUUCAAGAUCAUAUGAAAAAGUUAUGAAUUUUUCUUUGAAUAUUAUCUGCGAGACAUAAGACCUAUUGGCAUUCGGAAUGCCGAUAGAUCCCCAAACAUACUGCUGGCGUGCCGAUAGGCCCCUGGGCCCACUACCAUGUAGGCUGUCGGCAUGCGAAGUACCGACAGGUCUCUUGUUGGUACUCAUGUAUAUAUUCUUGUAAUUUUGUGAAUUUGACUAUUAUUUUUACAAUUUUCCAAUACAAUAGUAUUAUUUAAAAAAAAAUUCAAGUUUUGUGUUACUAACAUAAUACUUGUAGUUUUGUGCAAUUCAAUACACAUGAGAGAAUUCUUCAUCUGUUAACUCUUAUGAACGCUCGCUAGUUGUAUAUGGUAUAAAGCUCCUGUGAGUCACCCCUUCCGGUCAUAGCAUAUCUGUUGUCUCAAAAUGGUACCCACUGUUGUGCACUGUAUAUUCUUAUUUAUUUUGGAAGCAAUGAUCUUGGUGUUUCUACCUUUAAAUAUCAUUUGAAUUAAUUUAGACCCAGGUUUUGAGGCAAAAUUUUCUUGCUCUUGUUAAUUGACUGUGGGCGGAAAUUAUCCUUAAUGUUUUGCUUUAUGUAACCAAAUAGGUGGACAUAGAUAAAUUACAAUAUAAUAAGUUAAUAACCAAAUAUAGUUCAGGCGGAAUUGCUGAAUGGAUUCUUUCAUUACGUAGGAAGAACUGUUUUUGAGAAUUUAGCCUGGACAGAACCAAAAGAACACACCCCCCCCCCCCCGCCUUCACACCACAGCGAACUAAACAAUUUCACCACCCUGGAAAUUUCUCAUACAAGUUUUGCACUUUUUCAUAAAUGCUCUUUCCCCCAAAAAAAAUAUUCCAGAAACAUUCCCUGGUCUAAAUCUUCCUUCAUUUCCCAGCUCUCAUCUGUGGCUCAGAAAUCUGCUGGUUACAUCCAAAACUUAUCUUCCCAGUCGUCUCUCUCUUGCUCCUAUGCUGAAGGUUAGUUCCACAACAUGUGUGAAUCAGAAGGCUGAAAAUUGGUUUCGGGAUGGUUGUGCCGCAAUGCUUAGCUCUCCAGAAUUGUCUUCAUCUGCCACCAGUAUUCUGCAGGCAAUACAGGCACGGGCAAUUAUAAACAGAUGAGGGAAGCAUCUAGAAAAUUAUACUACAGCUAAUUCUUUUAGAGCCUUGCAUAAUUCAGUUAGUUGGCCAAAGUAAUUGAAUAUCUAGAGAAAGUGACACAAACCAUGUUUAGUCCUUAUUUUUUACGCCAUAGCAUGGCCUUUUUUUUGUGAGGGUGCAUGGAUUUUUUUUUUUUGUCAUGGUUGCUUUCUGACUUUUGAUUGCUGGUAGGAGGGUGGUCCAUUCCAUACUGAUUUAGUAGGGAACAUCUUGGUAUAUUAAUUUAGAUGCCUCAUGCCUGCCCUGACCCUAUCAUAUAUUCAUGUGUACUUGAAUUUGUCCAAUCAUUGAUGAAUGCUACCUUCAACUAAAGGAGUAGAGAGAGGUUGGGUACUUCUUUCUUAUACUAAAGGUAGGGGACUGAGGUUGGAGCUUCAUGGUGCUUACUCUGGAGGACGAGAAGCCCAAAGGGAGCUUAAGGCACGAAGGCGAUUGUGGUACUCGCCAAUGGCCAAGAAACAUCGAGCUGCCUGCCGAACUGUCAGAAUCCUGUGCAUCUGAUGAAGAGUCUGCUGCCUCAAGUUAUCAGCCUGGAAAUUACACAUGUAGUUUUAGCACAUGUUGCAGGAACAUUAAUUUUAGCAUAUCUAUUAAUUUAAGUGCCUGCUACUAAUCAAUAAGCUUGUAGUUACCCCAUGCAGGCAUGCUAUGAUUAUACAGAUGCAUUCCAAAAGGAUAUCAUUAGAUGCUUAGUCUACACGUCAUUUCUUUCUACGAUGCAGACAUAUGAUGUCAACAUUAACACUUGUUGAUGGCAUAAUAUAUUAGACAUGAGUGUGUUCCAAA
Molecule: messenger RNA, 4681 nt
Organism: Phragmites australis (common reed)
Lineage: Eukaryota; Viridiplantae; Streptophyta; Magnoliopsida; Poales; Poaceae
Exons: 3
Coding region: 550-1266 (238 amino acids)
Biological process (GO): protein dephosphorylation
Molecular function (GO): protein tyrosine/serine/threonine phosphatase activity
Source: RefSeq, a predicted model, not a curated record